AAACUCAUCCAAGGCGAGCUACUCUCCAACCUGCUGAAGCGCAACUGCUAUGAAUUCUUUGACAUGCUCAAUUCCUACUUGCCGGAAAAGAUCGACAUCCAGUCCACCAACGAAGUGAUCAACUCCUUUUCGGCGCGUCUCCCCGAGCACUACCUGGACCACGAGGGAAACCCCAUCUACCCCCGCAGCAGGGCCCGGGAAAUGCCUUUGUUUCUGAUCGACAUUGUCAAGACCAACGUCGGGGUGGACUACUCGGUGCCCGUGGCCGAGUUCAGGGCAGAGCUGCUGGAGUACUUCGAAGGCACGCUGGAGCAGCUGCAGGGGGUGCCAGACAUGGAGAGUAAGUUUAUCCCUAAAUACGAAAACUUCCAGAUCAUUAAGACAUUUGUGCGGUGCCCGAGCUACCGGCCGAUGCCCCAGGAGCACCCGCUCGUGAAGGCAGACAACCUGUGGCUGGUCAACCUCCACCAGCAGUACUGCGCCCUGCUCGAUCAGCUCUUCAAGCCCCUCCAGGACUACAUCUCCACCCUCAGCAACUACGACAGCAUCUUGAAGAUCCCUCUCGAGACCUACCUCAACCAGCAACUCGACAAGGAGGUGGCUGAGCUGCGGGAAGAGGUGCAGAGCGUGGAGCGCAAAGUCAAGUCCAUCGACAAGGAGCUGUCUGACGCGGUCCAUGUGGGCGUCUUCUUGGUCGGCAUCGUCGAAAUCAAAAAAGGCAUCAAGGAAACCCUCCAGGCCCGGAAGGCUGGCCUCGUCGAUCUGUUCAUCUCCCGCUUCCAGGAACUGUCCACGGAAAUCAUCGAGCACUUUCAGAAGAUCCGAGAGCAGAGCAGUCGCCAGACACCUGACAUCGAGUCCCUCAGCGAGGUGCUGGACUACAUUCGGGACACCGCCUACAACGAAGUCGAGAAGUCUCGGAUCGAGAUCAGCAAGCUCAGCAAGAUUAUCGAGAUCGUGGAAGAGUUCCAAAUCAAACUGAGCGCUGAGGACCAGGAGCGAAGGUUCGACGUGCUGAAGCAGCCGCGCGUGGUGGGGGAUAUGCUGGCGGAGCGGCAGGAGUGGCUAGAGAAGGAGAAGGUCAAGAUGGAGGAGGCGAUGAUGGCCGAGCAGAUCCGCUUCAAGAAGGAACUGGACCUGCUGGAGCGACAGGUGCUGAUGUUCCACCAAAACUACAACAUCGACAAACACGAGCAGGUUUUCGGGAUGGUCAGCGAAAUCAACAAGAGCCUGGCCUCGGUGGCCGAGCUCCGGAAGUUUAACUCCCGAGAACAGCUCUUCAACAUCGAGAUGACCGACUACACCAAGAUCCAGAGCCUGGCCAAGGACUUUCAGCCCUACUCCAACCUCUGGCAGAACACCCGCAAUUGGUUCGUCCUCAGCUAGCAGUGGCUGGAAGGCCCCUUCGCAGAGCUGGACGCGCCUGCUGCCGAGCGGUUCGUGGAGGACGGGUUCAGGGUGCUGAACCAGACUUUCCGCUACUUUAAGGAUAAGGGGCAGAUGCAGGUGGCUCAGGUGGCGGAGCGAGUGCGCAACGAGAUAGAGAAGUUCAAACCCAACAUCCCGCUGAUGGUGGCCCUGCGGAAGGAGGGCAUGAAGGACCGGCACUGGCAGGCCAUUCAGGAGGCGGUAGGCUUCGAGUUCGACCCGCGCGUGGAGGGCUUCACCUUCAACCAGGUGCUGAGCCAGGGCAUGCUCAAGCACGUUGAGGUCUGCACUGACAUUGGUGAGCGGGCCUCUAAGGAGUUCACAAUAGAAACAAUGCUAAACGAGAUGUGGAAGAAAUGGGAGGACAUAAACUUCGACCUGGCGGGGUACAAGACGAGUUUCAUAAUGCGGGGGUCGGACGAGAUCCAGGUCACGCUGGACGAGCACCUGGUCAACACGCAGGCCAUGCAGUUCUCGCCUUUCAAGAAGCCCUUUGAGGAAGACAUCAUAAACUGGUACAAUCAGCUGAAGCUCAUGUCGGACGUGCUGGACGACUGGCUGAAGUGCCAGGGCCAGUGGAUGUACCUGCAGCCCAUCUUCGACUCCGCGGACAUCUCCAAGCAGCUGCCCGUCGAGAGCAAGAAGUUCAAGAUCGUGGAUGCCAACUGGAAGACCAACAUGCUGCUCGCCAAGAACACGGUCAACGUGCGCGCCGUCUGCACCACCUAGGGGCUGCUCGAUAAGCUGCGGGACUCCAACGAAAAGCUGGAGCAAAUCCAGAAGGAGCUGAACGCCUACCUCGAGAAGAAGCGGGAGCGGUUCGCGCGGUUCUACUUCCUGUCGAACGACUAGCUGCUCGAGAUCCUGUCGCAGGCCAAGGAGCCCACCGCCGUCCCCCACCUCAAGAAAGUCUUUGAGAACAUCCACGAGAUCGAGUUCGAUAAGAAGAAGCACAUCCACGCCAUGUUCUCCGCGGAGAAGGAACGCAUCGCCUUCGUCACCCAUCUCGACCCCAACCAGAAGAACGUCGAGGACUGGAUGAACGAGGUUGAGGACAUGAUGUGCCAGUCCGUCCGCCACGAGCUGCAGCGCUCCGUCCAGGUCUACGCGGACACUCCCCGCAGGCGGUGGGUGGUCCAGCACCCUGGCCAGUGCGUGCUUAACGGCUCUCAGAUCAUGUGGACGGAAGAGGUCGAGGCAGCUAUCUCCGGGUCGGCAGUCAAGACUUACUUCGAAAAGAGUGAGCGACAACUCAACGAGCUGGUCGAGCUAGUGCGGCAGAAGCUGACCAAGCAGGAGCAAGUGACCAUCAACGCCCUCAUCGUCAUCGAUGUCCACGCCAAGGACGUGGUCUACCGGCUGUUGGUCAACGAAGUCAGCGACGUCAGCAGCUUCGAGUGGAUUUCGCAACUGCGCUACUACUGGGAGAAGGCUAACUGCUACGUGAAGUGCGUGCAGACCAAUUUCCCCUACGGCUACGAGUACCUGGGCAACACUCUGCGACUGGUUAUCACGCCCCUGACUGAUAAGUGCUACAUGACCCUGAUGGGGGCCCUUAAACUCAACCUGGGGGGAGCGCCUGCUGGCCCGGCGGGCACCGGCAAGACUGAGAGCACCAAGGACCUGGCGAAGGCGCUGGCCAAGCAGUGCGUGGUGUUCAACUGCUCGGACUCCAUGGACUACAUAAUGGUGGCCAAGUUCUUCAAGGGGCUAGCCUCUGCAGGGGCGUGGUGCUGCUUCGACGAGUUCAACCGCAUCAACAUCGAGGUGCUCUCCGUGAUCGCGCAGCAACUGCUCAUUCUCUUCGGCGAGAAGGCCAAGGGCUCGCCCUCCUGUGAGUUCGAGGGCAGCCACAUCAAGGUGCUGCCCACCUUCUCUGUGUUCAUCACCAUGAACCCGGGCUAUGCUGGCCGGACCGAGCUGCCUGAUAACCUCAAAGCGCUCUUCCGGUCGGUGGCGAUGAUGGUGCCCGAUUACGCCAUGAUCGGCGAAAUCAUGCUCUACUCCUUCGGCUUCACCAAGGGCCGCGACCUCGCCAAAAAGAUGGUCGCCACCUUUAAGCUGUCCUCUGAGCAGCUGUCUGCCCAGGAGCACUACGAUUACGGCAUGCGGGCAGUCCGUUCGGUGAUCAACGCAGCAGGACUGCUCAAGCAGGCCAGUCCCGACAUGGACGAAGACCAGCUGCUGCUACGGGCCCUGCGAGACGUGAACGUGCCUAAGUUCCUGAAGGACGACCUGCCGCUCUUUUAAAACAUCAUCACAGACCUGUUCCCGGGCAUCAAGCGGCCUGAAAUCGACUAUGGCGAGCUGCUGGAGUCGAUCAAGAACGAGUGCCAGAAGGGCAACUUGCAGCCGACCUCGCUCUUCACCGACAAGAUCCUCCAGCUCUACGACACGAUUCUGGUGCGCCACGGGCUCAUGCUGGUGGGGCCCUCGGGCGGCGGCAAGACCAGUAACAUCCACACACUGUCGAAGGCCAUGACCGCCCUGCGCAACAAGGGGCUGGCCAAGGUGCACCUGCACACCCUCAACCCCAAGAGCAUCACGAUGGGCCAGCUGUACGGUGCGUUCAACGACCAGACGCAUGAGUGGGCGGACGGAGUGCUGGCCUACAUGGUGCGGGAGUGCGUGAAGGACCAGUCCCCGGAAAAGCACUGGAUCGUGUUCGAUGGGCCGGUGGACUCGUUGUGGAUCGAGUCCAUGAACACGGUGCUCGACGACAACAAGAAGCUGUGCCUGAACUCAGGGCAGAUCCUGACCCUGACGCCGCACAUGACCAUGAUGUUCGAGGUGGAGGACCUGCUGGUCGCCUCGCCCGCCACGGUCUCCCGCUGCGGCAUGGUCUACAUGGAGCCCUCCCUGAUCGGCUUCGAGCCCAUCGUCAAGUCCUGGAUGAACCUCCUCCCCGAAGGCAUCAAGACCCGCAAGGAGCUGUUCGGCAACAUCUAGAAGCUUAUCCGCGAGCUGCUGGGGCCCAGCCUCGAGUUCGUGCGCCUGAACGUCAAAGAGCUGGUCGUCACCUCCUCUAGCAACCUCACCAACAGCUUCCUCAAGCUCUUCAGCUGCUUCCUGGAGCCUUACCGCGAGAGUGAGCUUAAGAAGGUCCCGCCCGAGGAGUUCACCCACCUGGAGACCGUGGUGGACAGCGUCUUCGUGUACGCGCUGGCCUGGUCCGCGGGCGUAACGGGAGACCUCAAGUCCCGACUGGAGUUCAGCGCCUUCGCCAAGCAGCUGAUCCGGCAGAACAAGGUGCGAGUAGAACUGGCCGAGAGUCAGUCGAUCUACGACUGCGAGUUCAGGGAAAAGAACAACGAGUGGGUGGAGUGGCGCAAGUCCUUCGAGAACUUCGAGAUCGACUCCAAGCUGCAGUACCACGAGAUCAUGAUCCCCACCACCGACUCCACCCGCAUGCUCGCUAUCAGCAAGCUCCUCAUCACCAACAACCGACAAACCCUGAGCCCGGGCCCGACCGGCACCGGCAAGUCCAUGAACUGCUACAAGCUGCUGGGAGGGGCACUGGGCGAGGCCUACCAGUACAUCGCACUCACCUUCAGUGCGCAGACCAGCGCCAACCAGACGCAGGACACUAUCGACCUGAAGAUGGACAAGCGCCGGAAGGGCUACUACGGGCCUCCGAUCGGAAAAAAGUGCGUUAUCUUCAUCGACGACCUGAACAUGCCCAAGAAGGAGACCUUCGGCGCCCAGCCCCCCAUCGAGCUGGUGCGGCAGUACUUCGACCACCGGGGCUGGUACAACCGCAAGGAGCUGCAGUGGAUGAACCUGGAGGACCUCAUCUUCAUGUCGGCCAUGGGCCCACCAGGAGGCGGCCGCACCUUCAUCUCGAACCGGCUGGUGCGCCACUUCAACAUCCUGACCUACACCGACCUCAACGACGAAAUCGUGCUCCACAUCUUCGACCAGCUCAUCGCCUUGCGACGCUUCAACGAGAGCAUCCGGCCCCUGGUGCCUCUGCUGGGCGGCUGCUGUCUGAAGGUAUUCUCCCAGGUCAAGCAGGAGCUUCUACCCACCCCCUCAAAGUCCCACUACACUUUCAACCUCCGCGAUAUCUGGAAGGUUGUCCAGGGCAUCUGCUCCGCCUCCCAGAAGUACGUCAUCGAGCCAGCCGACGUCCAGAAGCUGUGGAUGCAUGAGAACAUGCGGGUUUACUACGAUCGGCUGGUCAGCAGCGAGGACAAGGCUCUCUUCACCCAGCUGCUGCGGGCUGCAGGGGCCUCCCUCGACGAGGCGGCAGGACAGUCCGUGGAGCAGGACCGAAUCGUGUUCGCCGACUUCAUCCAGGGCCGAGACGCUGAACCCCGGCACUACUUCGAGGUGCCGGACCUGGGGGCCCUGGUGGAAAAGAUGAACGAGUACCUGGAGGAGUACAACGUAGAGGUAGGGUCUAAGAGCGCCAUGCGGCUGGUGAUGUUUCUGGACGCCUGCGAGCACAUUUCUCGGAUCAGCCGAGUGCUGCGACAGCCCCAGGGCAACGGGCUGCUGCUGGGCGUGGGCGGGUCGGGUCGGCAGUCCCUGGCCCGGCUGGCUUCGUUUAUCUCGGGCUACAAGUCGACGCAGAUCGAGGUGAUCAAGGGAUACGGGAUGCGGAACUGGCGGGAGGACCUGAAAGAGGUGCUGCUGAAGUCGGGGCUGGAGAACAAGCCGCUGUCCUUCAUCCUGGUGGACACGCAGAUCGUCAGCGAGCUGAUGCUGGAGGACCUCAACUCGGUACUGAACUCCGGGGACGUGACCAACCUCUACCAGGAGAAGGACAUGGAGGAGAUCAUGACCCAGUGCAAGGCCGACUGCGCCAAGAAGGGACUGCAGCCCAACAAGAUGAACGUCUUCUCCAUGUACCUGGCCCGCGUCCGCCGCAACGUCCACAUCGUCAUGGCCAUGUCCCCCCUCGGCGAGCUGUUCGCCACCCGGCUGCGUAUGUUCCCCUCCCUGGUCAACUGCUGCACCAUCGACUGGUUCAGUGAAUGGCCCGAGGAGGCCCUGGUGGGCGUGGGCAAGGGGCAGAUGCUGGAGGUGGAGCUGGAGCUGGGCCUGGAGGGCAAACUGGACCAGCUGGUGGACAUGUUCAAGACCAUCCACAAGUCGGUCGAGCGCGAGUCGGUGCGCUUCAAAGCCGAGCUCAGCAGGUACAACUACGUCACACCCACCAGCUACCUCGAGCUCCUCAACAUGUACAAGACCAUCCUCCGCGAAAAGCUCAAGGAAAGCAAGUUCUCCAUCAGCCGCCUCCAGAACGGGCUCGACAAGCUCAAGGACGCGAACGUCGCCGUCCAGGACAUGGAGGUCAAACUCACAGAGCUCGCUCCCGUCCUCGAAAAGGCCUCGGUCGAGACCCAGAAGCUGAUGGAGAAGCUGACCGUGGACAAGGCCGACGCCGAGCAGAUCCAGAAAGUGGUCUCGAAGGAGGAGGCGGAAGCAAACAUCCAGAAGAAGGAGGCGGAGGAGCUGGCGGCGGAGGCGAAGGCGGCGGUGUCGGAGGCGAACGAGAUGCUGGACAAGACGCUGGCGGAGGUGAGCAAGCUGAAGAAGGACCACCUGACUGAGGUGAAGUCGCUGCCGGCUCCGCCGAAGGCAGUGCGGGUGAUCCUGGGGGGAGUGGUGAUCCUGCUGGUGGACUUCAUAAAGAAGCAGGGGGGCUCGAUCAUAAUCAGCACGGUGGACGGGGUGAAGGAGGAGAACUACUUCGAGACGGCCAAGAAGUACCUGCUGAACGACGCGGCGGUGCUGCUCUCGGAGCUGAAGGGGUACAACAAGGAGAGCAUCAACCCCGCCCACAUCAAGAAGCUGCAGGACAAAAUCAUCCCCGACGCGGACUUCACCCUCGAGCGGGCCAAGUCCUGCUCCUACGCGGUCCAGUUCCUCUUCAUGUGGGUCAAGGCCAUGUACGACUUCAACAAGGUCUUCAACGAGACCAAGCCCCUCCGCGAAAAGCUGGCCGCCACCGAGGCCAUCCUCAAGGAGAAGUCCGACGAACUCAAGGUCAAGAAGGACGCCCUCGACGGCAUCAACAGCAAGAUCCAGGCCCUCGAGGACCUCUUCACUGCCAAGACCCAAGAAAAGGAAGAUCUCGAGUUCAAGAUGGAGGAGUGCAAGGUCAAGCUCUCCCGCGCCAAGAAGCUCACUGUCGGCCUCAGCGACGAGCAGACCCGCUGGACCAGCGAGGUCGGCCACCUCCAGGCCCUCGCCAAGCUGGUCACCGGCAACUCUGUCAUCGCGGCCGGGACAGUCGCCUACGCAGGCAGUUUCACCGCCCAGUACCGCACGGCCUUGGAACGGGGGUGGGCGGAAGCUAUAAAGGAGAAGGACGAGCUGCCGAUAGCGAGCAGCGUCACGAUGCGGUCGUUCCUGGGCGUGCCGAUCCAGAUCCAGCAGUGGAACAUCGCGGGGCUGCCGAAGGACGACACGAGCACGGAGAACGGGAUCAUAAUCUUCAAGAGCAAGCGGUGGCCGCUGAUGAUCGACCCCCAGACCCAGGCCAACAAGUUCAUCAAGAACAUGGGCAAGGACCACACUGAGGGCAUCGACGUCGUCAAGGUCACUGAGCCCACUCUCAUGCGCACCAUCGAGCUGGCCGUCCAGUUCGGCAAGUGGGUCCUCCUCGAGAAUGUCGGCAGGGACCUCGACCCCUCGCUGGAGCCCAUCCUCCAGCAGAAGGUGGUCAAGACGGGCUCCUCCUUCUCGAUCACGAUCGGGGAAAAGACUCUGUCCUACAACACGCAGUUCAAGCUGUUCAUGACCACGACCAUCCCCAACCCGCACUACUCGCCUGAGACCUCGGUGAAGGUCUGUCUGAUCAACUUCGCGAUCACCCCCUCGGGCCUGGAGGAGCAGAUGCUGGCCCGGAUCGUCGCCCUGGAGAACCCCCAGCUCGAGCAGAAGAAGCUCUCGAUUGUGCUCAAGAACGCGGAGGACCGCAAGACUCUGGUGCAGCUCGAGGACUCCAUCCUGGCGGCCCUGUCCUCCACCGAGGGCAACAUCGACGAGUUCCUGAAGGACGAGUCCCUCAUCAACGAGCUCAACAACAGCAAGACCAUGUCCAAGGAAAUCAACCAGCGAGUCGAGGAGUCCAAGGUCACUGAGAAGACCAUUGACGAGACUCGGGAGGGCUACCGGCCCGUGGCCUACCGCGCCAGCCUGUUGUUCUUUUGCAUCCUCGACCUCAGCCUGGUCGACCCUAUGUACCAGUACUCCCUGCAGUGGUUCAACAACCUGUUCGUCCUGAGCGUAGAGAACUCUCCAGCCUCGGACGACCUGCCCACGCGGCUCAAGAGCAUGAACGACUACUUCACCUACUCGCUCUACGAAAACGUCUGCCGCUCCCUCUUCGAGAAGCAGAAGCUCACCUUCUCCUUCCUCCUGACCAUCAAGAUCCUGCAGGGCGACGGGCUCAUCAACGAGCUGGAGUGGCGUUACCUGCUCACCGGCCCAUCCGGGUAGGUCCGGGUGCCGCCCAACCCCACCUCCUGGGUCAGCGACAAUCAGUGGGCUGACAUGUACCGCCAGUUCCACGGCAUGGACCUGCUGGAGGCCUUCAAGGGCAUCGAGGAGCAGUUCAUGGGCAACUGUGACUCCUGGAAGCACAUCUUCGACUCGACGCAGCCGCAGGAGGAGAAGCUGCCCGCGCCCUGGGAAGAGCGGCUGAACCCCUUCGAGAAGAUCAUCGCGCUGAAAUCACUACGGAUGGAUAAGGUGAUCCCCUGCGUGCAGAACUGGAUCACGCUGGUCAUGGGGAAGAAGUUCAUCACGCCCCCCACCUUCGACCUGAUCAAGUGCUACAAGGACUCCUCGAUCAUCACCGCCCUCAUCUUCGUCCUCAGCGCGGGCUCAGACCCUGUCGCAGAUUUCCUGAAGUGCGCCGAGGAGAUGGGCAUGGGCAACCGCUACGAGUCCAUCUCGCUGGGGCAGGGGCAGGGCGUCAAGGCCGAAAAGCUCAUCAAGGAGGGCACCGCGAAGGGCAACUGGGUGCUGCUCCAGAACUGCCACCUGGCCAUCAGCUGGAUGAGCGAGCUGCAGCGCAUCUGCGAGGAGCUCAACGAGAACAUGCACCGCGAGUUCCGGCUGUGGCUGACCUCGAUGCCCACUGCCUCGUUCCCAAUCUCGAUCCUGCAGAACGGGGUGAAGAUGACUCUGGAGCCUCCUCAGGGCCUACGAAACAACCUGCUGCGGACCUACAAGAACAUGGACCAGCGGGACUUUGAGGAGUGCAGCAAGGAGCGCGAAUACAAGAAGCUGCUCUUCGGGUUCAGCCUCUUCCACGCGAUUGUGCAGGACCGGCGCAAGUUCGGGCCCAUCGGCUGGAACAUCCCCUAUGAGUUCACCAACGAGGACCUUUCGGUCUGCCGCCGGCAGCUCAAGAUGCUGCUGGACGAGUACGAGCAGGUGCCCUACAAGGUGCUCAACUAUCUGGGGGCCGAGAUCAACUACGGUGGGCGAGUCACCGACGACAAGGACGUCCGCCUCAUCAAGACCAUCCUGAAGAAAUACUGCAACGAGGACGUGCUCCUUGAUGGUUACAAGUUCUCUGACAGUGGUAUCUACUACCAGCCCACUGUGGAGCGGGUCGACGAGUUCGUCGAGUACAUCGAGAACCUGCCCCUCAACCCCGCGCCCGAGGCCUUUGGGCUGCACGACAAUGCGGAGAUCACCAACUCGCAGAACGAGACCUUGCAGAUGCUCGAGACCAUCCUGUCCGUGCAGCCCCGCACUACCUCGGCGGCAGGACAGUCCCGCGAGGAGAAGAUCGAGGAGAUCGCGGUCUCGAUCCAGUCCAAGACCCCCGAGGUGUUCGACUACGAGGGCAUCUACAAGGCAUACCCGACCAGCUACGAGGAGUCGAUGAACACAGUGCUGGUGCAGGAGGUGAUCCGCUUCAACAAACUGCUCGCCAUCAUGAAGGAGUCCCUCGCCAACCUCAAAAAGGCCCUCAAGGGGCAGAUCGUCAUGAGCGAGGACCUUGAGAUGAUGGCCAACGCACUCUUCGACAACCUGGUCCCCAAGAUCUGGGAGGACAAGUCCUUCCUGUCGAUGAAGCCUCUCUCCAGCUGGAUCGAGGACUUGCUGGCGCGCAUACUGUUCCUCCGGCAGUGGAUCGACGGAGGCACGCCCUCGGUGUUCUGGAUCUCGGGGUUCUUCUUCCCCCAGGCGUUCCUGACCGGCACCCUCCAGAACUUCGCCCGGAAGCACACCAUCGCCAUCGACGAGCUGUCCUUCAACUUCAACUACAUGGACAGCCUCUCCCACACCGAGGUCAAGGAGAAGCCCGCGGACGGCUGCUACAUCUACGGCAUGUUCAUUGAGGGCGCACGCUGGCACCCCGCCUCCCACCAGAUCGACACCCCUAUCCCCAAGGAGCUGUACUCCAACCUGCCGCUGAUACACUUGCUGCCGGUGGCCAACCGCAUCACCCCCAUGACGGGGAUCUACGAAUGCCCGGUGUACAAGGUGGUGUCACGGCGGGGGACGCUGAGCACGACGGGGCACUCGACCAACUUCGUGAUGUUCUUCGAGAUGCCCUCGGACCGGGACCAGGACGAAUGGAUCCGCGCAGGAGUGGCCGGGUUCCUCUCCCUGCGCUAUUGA
Messenger RNA from Hippocampus zosterae (dwarf seahorse), 11022 nucleotides. RefSeq names its product dynein axonemal heavy chain 1-like. The record is from RefSeq and is a predicted model, not a curated record. Gene Ontology annotation, molecular function: minus-end-directed microtubule motor activity; ATP binding; dynein intermediate chain binding. Gene Ontology annotation, cellular component: dynein complex. Lineage: Eukaryota; Metazoa; Chordata; Actinopteri; Syngnathiformes; Syngnathidae. Gene Ontology annotation, biological process: microtubule-based movement.